AUGAAUAUUCUUCUGAAGUCUUUGAAAGCUUCAUUGAAGAACACUCUGCAACACUCUCUUGAUUUGAAGCUGCUUGAUAAAGCUGAUUCUCUUGAUAAGAAUAUUGAACACUCAGAUAUCUAUCAUUCAGAUAAGACAAUAUCAGAUCAACAGAUGAAGCAUCUCAAGAUAAUGCUUAAGAUGAACAAGAGAAAGCAAAGAGUCUUAGAACUUAAACUACAACUGAAAAAACUUUAUUAA
This is a messenger RNA of Blastomyces gilchristii SLH14081, 240 nucleotides long. RefSeq lists its product as uncharacterized. Lineage: Eukaryota; Fungi; Ascomycota; Eurotiomycetes; Onygenales; Ajellomycetaceae. The transcript is spliced from 2 exons. Bases 1 to 240 code for a protein of 79 amino acids. The record is from RefSeq and is a predicted model, not a curated record.